AUGUUCAUCAUCAUCAUCAGAUCAAGGACAGGCCCAUAUAGGAACCACCAUCAAAUGCCGAAGCAUUUGAGGGCAAUGAGGUGUUUCAUCUUCAACUCCGUUCCGCCUAGAGAUUCCAAGAUGCGCGUUAAAAAGAAGGUCUUGAAAAAACAAGAUUUGAGUGCCGUAGUGGUUCUAGAAGACAUCUUUUCUGACUUCAGUAACUUUCAUGAGAAAUGUCGCUUGUGUUUCAAAGAAGUUGGUGAUCGAAAUUCAAGAAAACAAAUCACAGAUGAAAUUCAGAACAAAAUUUAUUCCGUCCUGCAAAUUCACAUGUCAUUGGAUGGAAUGGGAUCAGAAUUUAUAUGUUCAAAAUGUGAAAACAUUUUAAAUGUUUCUCAUCAGUUUACGUUCAAAAUAAAUGAGAAAUUGAAGUGUUAUGAGAAGUUCAGUAGCAAAAAAGUUGAACAUUCCGAUGAUGAUGAUGAACUACCAGUCCCAUUUCAGGAGAAUUUCAUUAAGGUUGAAGACGACUUGAAUUUAUCAACAGAGAUGGAAUUGGUUUCACCAAUGAGUGAAAUCAAAGAAGAAAGCUCUGAAGAUGGAAGUCCAAGCGAAUCUGAAGGUGGGGAGAAUGAGGAGACAAUUGAACGUCAAAAGCAGGAUCAGUCAAAUCCUCAAUUCGUUCAAAGUUAUGUUGGUGGAAAAGUUUUAAGAAAUGGUGACACGAACAAGCGACGUCGAUGUAAAGGGAAUUUCAAAACUAAACUUCAGUGUGAUAUUUGUGGAAAGAAAUGCUGUAUUAAAGGAGAUCUUGCUAAACACAUGAUCACACAUAUUGGUUUGGAAUAUAGAAGAAAAGAUUUUCAUUGUCAAAUUUGCGGAAGGUCCUACUUUUCUAGAAGUGGACUUCAAACGCAUAUAUUAAAUAAUCAUGAAAGACCAAGUCAUCUUACCUGUUCAAUAUGUGGAAUCACUUGCUGGACCGAAAAAGGCUUAGAAAAUCAUAAGUUACGUCCCUGCCGUUUACCUUGUGAGAUCUGUGGAAAAAUAUAUUCCAAGAAUGUACUCAAACAACACAUCAAUGGAGUGCAUUUCAAUUUGAAACAAUAUCAGUGCGAUAUUUGUGGAAGGAAAUGUAGUUAUACAAGUCUUGCUAAACACAUAACUACGCAUAUUGAUUUGGAAUACAGAAGGAAAGAUUUUCAUUGUCAAAUUUGUGGAAGUUCCUACUUUUCUAGAAAUGGACUUAAAAAUCAUAUAUUAAAUGUUCAUGAAAAGCCAAAGCAUCUUACAUGUUCAUUAUGUGGAAGAACUUUCAUGACCGAAAAAGGUUUAAAAAGACAUCAGUUACAUCCCUGUCGUUUACCUUGUGAGGUCUGCGGAAAAUUUUUUUUUAAGAAUAUGCUCAGACAUCAUCUGAAAAAUGUGCAUUUCAAUUUGAAACCAUAUCAGUGUGAUAUUUGUGGAAAUAAAUUCUGCAAAAGAAAUCUUGCUCAACACAUGAUUACGCAUAUUGAUUUUGAACACAGAAAGAAAGAAUUUCAUUGUCAAAUUUGUGAAAGUUCCUACUUUAAUAAAGGGUCACUUCAAAUUCAUAUAUUAAACAAUCAUGAAAAGCCAAAGCAUCUCACAUGUUCAUUAUGUGGAAGAACUUUCAUGACCGAAAAAGGUUUAAAAAGACAUCAGUUACAUCCCUGUCGUUUACCUUGUGAGGUCUGCGGAAAAUUUUUUUUUAAGAAUACGCUCAGACAUCAUCUGAAAAAUGUGCAUUUCAAUUUGAAACCAUAUCAGUGUGAUAUUUGUGAAAAAAAAUUCUGCAAAAUAAAUCUUGCUCAACACAUGAUUACGCAUAUUGAUUUUGAACACAGAAAGAAAGAAUUUCAUUGUCAAAUUUGCGGAACUUCUUUUUUCAAGAAACAACAUCUUCAAACCCAUAUGAUAGGAGUUCAUGAAAAACCAAAGCAUCUUACCUGUUCAAUAUGUGGAAGAACUUUCUGGACCGAAAAAGGCUUAGAAAAUCACAAGUUACGUCCUCAUAAUAUACCUUGUAAGAUCUGUGGAAAAAUGCUUAGAAAGUCUGCACUUAAGGAACAUCUGAAUGUAGUGCAUUUCAAAAUAAAAAGAUAUCAGUGCGAUAUUUGUGGAAACAAAUUCGUUAAAAACUAUCUUGCUCGUCAUAUGAAUACACAUGUUUCAUCAGAACACAUAAGAAAAAAUUUUCAUUGUCAAAUUUGCGGAUCUUCUUUUUUUGAGAAAUGUAGACUUAAAUCCCAUAUGAUAAAAGUUCAUGAAAAACCGAAGCAUCUUACCUGUUCAAUAUGUGGAAGAACUUGGAGCACCGAAGAAGGCUUGAAAAACCAUAAGUUACGUCCUCAUUAUUUAUCUUGUGAAUUGUGUGGAAAAAUGUGUGAUAUUUGUGGAAAGAAAUUCAGUAGACAAAAUAUUGUUCGUCACAUGAAUACACAUAUUCCAUCAGAACACAGGAGAAAAGAUAGGAAAUUUAAAACAAAAUUGAGUCCUACUCGACACAUUUUCAGUCAUGAAAAAUCCACGAAUUGCAAAUAUUCAGUAAGAAGAAAGAAAAGCACCACAAGACUUUUUCUCAUGAAACAUUAUGAUUCAGAUUCUGAUUUCAAUGCAGAAAUGCAACUCUUCACAAUUGUAGCUCAGUAG
Messenger RNA from Clunio marinus, 2655 nucleotides. The record is from the annotation of a GenBank genome assembly. NCBI's taxonomy places the organism in Eukaryota, Metazoa, Arthropoda, Insecta, Diptera, Chironomidae.